AAGUUGUUGCUGGUAGUAGUGUGCCGGGUUGUUUUUGCUAGAAGACGAAGUUUUUGUCUGUUGUUAUCGUAUUAGCAGUAGUAGUUUUAUUUGAGGAUGGCUGAUGUUCUGGACAUAGAUAACGCUGAAGAGUUUGAAGUGGAUGACGAAGGCGAUCAGGGAAUAGCACGUCUUAAGGAGAAGGCAAAGAAGAGAAAGGGUCGUGGGUUUGGUAGUGAUAAUUCUGCAAGAGAGGAUAUUAAAGAAUAUGAAAGCAUGGAUGCAGAUGGAGAUGAAGAGCCUGGUCCGCAGAGAUCUGUGGAAGGCUGGAUUUUGUUUGUGACAUCAGUUCAUGAAGAAGCUCAAGAAGAUGAUGUACAUGAUAAAUUUUCUGAAUUUGGAGAAAUAAAGAACAUUCACUUGAACCUUGACAGGCGUACAGGAUACCUGAAGGGCUAUGCAUUAGUGGAAUAUGAAACUUUCAAGGAAGCACAAGCAGCAAGAGAAUCUCUUAAUGGCACCGAGUUUCUUGGACAACAGAUAGGUGUAGAUUGGUGUUUUGUUAAAGGGCCAAAGCGCACGAGGAGAAGCCGCAGGAGGAGAUAAACAUGUUUUGCACUAUAUUUACACACUUCCAUUGUGUUUCUUUCCAUUCUUCAUUGUUUUUUUAUCUCAUUUUUAUGUACGAUAGAGGUUCAUAUGAAAGCUCUUGUAAGUUAUUACAUUGAAGGACUAUGAAAUAUUUGGAGAAAAUAAAUAUAGUUUUCCAUUAA
Molecule: messenger RNA, 752 nt
Organism: Schistocerca americana (American grasshopper)
Lineage: Eukaryota; Metazoa; Arthropoda; Insecta; Orthoptera; Acrididae
Gene: tsu
Product: RNA-binding protein 8A
Exons: 5
Coding region: 97-585 (162 amino acids)
Biological process (GO): RNA splicing
Cellular component (GO): exon-exon junction complex; nucleus; cytoplasm
Molecular function (GO): mRNA binding
Source: RefSeq, a predicted model, not a curated record